Ceratina calcarata is the source of this 2454-nucleotide messenger RNA. Its product is annotated as protein TAPT1 homolog. NCBI's taxonomy places the organism in Eukaryota, Metazoa, Arthropoda, Insecta, Hymenoptera, Apidae. Bases 411 to 1967 code for a protein of 518 amino acids. Gene Ontology annotation, cellular component: ciliary basal body; endoplasmic reticulum membrane. The record is from RefSeq and is a predicted model, not a curated record. Gene Ontology annotation, biological process: positive regulation of cilium assembly. The transcript has 7 exons.
AACUCUCGGAAUGUUCCUAUCCUCGAGCGCUACUUGCCUCGAAUCUAUUUUUCAAUACGAUGCGAUAAAUUAAAGGUGAUAAGACGUACGUCGUACAUAGAAUAACAUGCGAAAUAAGCGUUUAUUACUUGGUGUAUGCGUACGUCUAUUCGUACUCGCACUUGAAAAUUUUCCAUUCCUUUCGCACAGAACUUCGCAUUUUCAUGCGAGGCUCGGUCAGUUCAAAUUUAUGUAAUAACUCAUGAAUAAACAUCGCCGCAACGAAAUUUAACAAUAAAAUACGUGAGCUGGAUAAACUAGUGUGCUUGAAUAUAUAUCGGGAGGCGAAACGUUCAGACUUGAAGCUGACAAAUCGUUUCUAAUCACGCUAUAGGCUCGAGGUUACACCCGAGGAGAGAUGAGAAGGAACGAUGAACGCUAUUGACAAUUUGCAAAAUAUCGCCGAUAAAAAAUACAUAAGGUUCAAAUCGACGAAACGGAACGAUAACAGAGUUCAAGAUGUAAAAGGUCAGUCGGGGCUUGAUAAACAGCAAAAGAGGCGACGAGGCGCAUCUCUUGUUCAGUUCUUACGAACUGAAUUAACGAGAGGCUACCAGUUAGAAAAUGACGAGGAAAGGUUCUCCGCGAGGAGAGAGAAGAUUUACUCGUUCAUGAAGAUACCAAGGGAGGUAGAAAAGUUCAUGGCCUACGGUUUCUUACAAUGUGUCGACUCUUUUCUAUUCGUUUACACGUUUUUACCAAUAAGAUUCAUGAUGGCACUAUGGACAGUAAUUGUGAGGCUUUUCUCAUACUGUUUCAGGAACGAAAGAAGUAAUUCAAAGACCGGAGAACAGCAUCUGAGACCACGGGAGGUCUGCGAUCUCCUAAAGGGAAUCGUAGUGAUCAGCUGUUGGCUGGUCACGUGGAAAGUGGACACUUCCAUGAUGUAUCAUCUGGUCAAGAGCCAGUCCGUGAUUAAGUUGUACAUAUUCUACAAUAUACUGGAAGUCGGCGAUAGAUUGUUCAACGAUUUCGGUCAGGAUAUAAUAGACGCGCUUCUGUGGACUGCCACCGAGCCCAGAUCGAAGACUCAGUCAGGAUCCCAACAUUUAGGAACUCUACCUCAUUUAUUGUUUGCCGUUACCUAUGUUUUAUUACACAGUAUACUAGUGCUUUUCCAAGCGACAACCUUGAACGUUGCUAUAAACAGCAGCAACAAGGCUCUUCUUACUAUAAUGAUGUCCAACAACUUUGUAGAAUUGAAAGGUUCCGUGUUCAAGAAGUUCGAUAAGAGCAAUCUGUAUCAUCUGUCUUGUGCGGACGUGAGGGAACGUUUUCAUUUAAUGAUGCUCCUUCUUGCUGUGAACCUUCAAACGAUGAAGGAGUACGCGUGGAAAGCGGAACGUCUCGCAGUUCUCUUGCCAGACUGUAUAAUGUUACUCUUAGCCGAAGUUCUCGUCGACUGGGUGAAGCAUGCGUUCAUAACUCGGUUUAACGAGCUCCGUUCCACGGUGUACAGGGAUUACACCAUAAGUCUAGCUUAUGACAUGGCUGAAACGCGUCAGGAGAUGGCCUUUUCCGACUCUUCUGACCUAGUAGCUCGGAGAAUGGGUUUCAUUCCUCUUCCUCUGGGCGUGGCGAUAGGGAGAGUGCUGUGCACGACUAUCACUCCGUCGGCUAAGCCAGCCAACUUCAUCCUCUUGCUUCUGGCAUACUUGAUCCUGAUAGCGUUGAGGAUCUUGAACAGCGUGGUGAUCCUCGGCAAGGCGUGCGAUUUGAUGUCGUCGUACGAGGAGCCGGAAAACGAAACAGUUUCGUUGAAACGCUCUUCGACUGGUACAGACAUUAGGAAUCCGAAUCUGUCGACGACGAUGCUGUCCAAUAGCGCGGUCAGCUUGAACAACGUCAGCCUGAACGAAUACGUACCUAUCUCGAAAACUGACGCGGAUCACGAGAAGUUAAAAGCGGAGAGCGUGGCCACUGAAUAGUAUCUUCUGGUCGAAAUUAAAAAUCCGAGUUCGAUGAUCGUCUCUCUUAUUUCUUUUGAGAUACGUAAACUAUUGUAAAUAACAGAUCACAGCUGUGAUAAUGGCAGCGACUUAAUCGAUCGUGUUAAGUACUGCCCCUAAUGCUGAAUGGUGAAUAUUUAUUUAGAGUUUCGUUCGACGAAUUAGACGUUUCGGUUGCAAUCGCAUGGCGUACGUUAUUUGCAUAAUGAUAUACAUUUUUCAGUAUUUAAGGGCGAUUACAUUCUUGUAAAAUAAGAUUCGACCAUUUUUUAAAUCAAAAGAUUGCGGACAUUCGUGAAGAUGUACAAGUCAGAUUAGUCACGAUAUGAGAAACGUUCGAACGAUUGUCCGCGGUCCGACUGUUACUGAUUGUUGAAAUGAUUUGUACAACAGUGGAAACUAUUGUUUUUACAGUGUUUUUAUGUUUAACGUCGCGUGAAACCAAAUAUAAUAUAUUUAUAUUUUA